AUGAUACCCCAGAGAAGUCCUGUCUGCAGAGACCCUUUGUCCCGGCAUUGUCUCUCCACAAAACGAACCAUGUCAGCAGUGAUAGAACCCAUCACCACAGGCCUAAGCCUCUUCAACGAGUCUUUCACAGCCGCCCAAACCAUCCAAGCUUUGAAAGGUGCCCCAGAAGAAAUCCAACGCGCCGUCCGCUUAAUCUCCAGCGUCCAAGCCGAAAUCACCAACGCAAAAGCCCUCCGCGACAGAGUCUUCGACGUCAAAAGAUCUGAAACCGCAAGCAAUCAUGACUUUGAAGAAAUCCAAGAAGCCAUCCGAAACCUGGACGAUCUCAUUACCUCCAGCGCCCGUUCCCUUCAGGCCAAACCAGAAGACCAAUCCCCAAAACGUCGAGAUGAUAAAGGCGCCAAACGUCCAAAGACCACAGUGAGGAAACGGUUUGGCUGGGUUGUAGGGGGGCAAUCCCAACAUGACGCCAACAUGCAAGAACUCCAAGUCCACUACCAGCGUUUCGUGGCUGCCAAAACUUUGCUGCAAAACCGGUCGAGGGAACCACCCCAGGGAAGGAGUCCGUCGUUGCCGUUCGGGGACUUGGAGGUGAUGAGCUCCGAGUCGCCCAGCGGCGGCAUUGGGUACUACAACCCGAGCCCUACUAGCAGCAACAACCAGCUGCUUCUCUUUCCUACGAGUUCGACAGGGCAUAUACCAGUUUCACCGAGUAGGAGCAUGGAGAGGAUGCUCUCCGAGCAGGACGAGUCCGACACGGAGCGGCUGAGCACCACGCAGAGUAGCGUUGAUGGUGGGCAGGGGAGUCAACAAGUCGCAACUCCACCUCCGACCUCCCCAGCCCCUGACCGCCCCGAAGUCUUGAUAUGGACUGUUUCAGAGGGCUCAACAGUGGAGGAUACCUUCUUUGCGCGCAAGCGCAAAAGGAGGAGAAGGGAUAGUUAUUAG
Molecule: messenger RNA, 948 nt
Organism: Podospora anserina S mat+
Lineage: Eukaryota; Fungi; Ascomycota; Sordariomycetes; Sordariales; Podosporaceae
Exons: 2
Coding region: 1-948 (315 amino acids)
Source: RefSeq, a predicted model, not a curated record